Puntigrus tetrazona (Sumatra barb) is the source of this 720-nucleotide messenger RNA. Its product is annotated as secretagogin-like. The coding region runs from base 1 to 714 and encodes 237 amino acids. Gene Ontology annotation, molecular function: calcium ion binding. Lineage: Eukaryota; Metazoa; Chordata; Actinopteri; Cypriniformes; Cyprinidae. Gene Ontology annotation, cellular component: terminal bouton; nucleus; synapse. The record is from RefSeq and is a predicted model, not a curated record. The transcript has 9 exons. Gene Ontology annotation, biological process: regulation of long-term synaptic potentiation; regulation of presynaptic cytosolic calcium ion concentration.
AUGCCGGCGGUUAUAGCGCUGAAGAUGUUCAUUCCAAGGGAAGCCCUCACCUACAGGCGUAAAAACAACAGAACUUUAAAACAGCGUGAUAACCAGUUAAUAAACCCUGUCUGUUUGCGUUUAUACCAGCUAGCCAACAUGAUCCUGCCUCAGGAUGAGAACUUCCUUCUUAUCUUUCGUAGAGAAGCUCCACUGGACAGCAGCGUGGAGUUCAUGAAGAUCUGGAGAAAAUACGAUGCCGAUAGCAGUGGCUACAUAUCUGCCGUGGAGCUCAAGAGUUUCCUGCGGGAUCUUUUCCAUCAGCACAACAAACAGAUCACUACAAGCAAACUGGAGGAGUACACUGAUACCAUGAUGAGCAUUUUUGACAAAAACAAAGAUGGGAGAUUGGAUCUUAAUGAUCUAGCUAGAAUUCUGGCUCUGCAAGACAACUUCCUUUUGCAGUUCAAAAUGGAUGACGACAGUCAAGAGGAGAGAAACAGAGACUUUGAGAAGAUCUUUGCGCAUUAUGAUGUUAGCAAGACCGGAGCCCUUGAAGGACCAGAGGUGGAUGGGUUUGUCAAAGACAUGAUGGAGCUCGUCAGGCCCAGUCUCUGCGGCUCAGAUCUGGACAAGUUCAAGCAGGUUCUUCUGGGUCACUGUGACAUCAACAGAGACGGAAAGAUCCAGAAGAACGAGCUGGCGCUGUGUCUGGGGCUCAAGCUCAGUCCCUGAUGUGUG